Molecule: messenger RNA, 531 nt
Organism: Heterotrigona itama
Lineage: Eukaryota; Metazoa; Arthropoda; Insecta; Hymenoptera; Apidae
Source: the annotation of a GenBank genome assembly
AUGUAUCCGUCUUACAACAACGCCACGCGCGAAGGAUUUUUAUUGCUGUCCCAUUGUUUACAACCAAAAAGCCGUGGCAGCGUUUCGCUAAAAUCCAGCAAUAUUCGUCGUCAACCGAAGAUCGAUCCUGCUUACCUUAAAGACUACGACGACGUUCUGUGCAGUCACCGUGCUAUAAAUUUCGCCAUUCAAACGGUCGAGUCGCCCAAGUUUCGCGAAUACGGCGCGGAAGUUCAUCAUCCUGACUUGGAAGAGUGUCGGCAUUUGCCACGGGACUAUCGAGACUUGGAAUACACGGAAUGCGUGUUGAGAGUCGCGGCUCUGACGAGUUAUCACGUUUGCGGUACCUGCAGGAUGGGUGCUGACGAUCGUUCAGUCGUCGAUGAGAAAUUACGAGUGAGAGGUGUGAAAAGACUGAGAAUAAUAGACAGCAGUGUGCUACCGUCUCCCAUUUCCGGUAACCCGAAUUCCGUUGUGAUUGCCAUAGCGGAACGAGCAAGCGAUGUGAUUCUCGAUCGCGCAUCUAAUUAA